Halichondria panicea is the source of this 1323-nucleotide messenger RNA. RefSeq names its product saccharopine dehydrogenase-like oxidoreductase. The record is from RefSeq and is a predicted model, not a curated record. NCBI's taxonomy places the organism in Eukaryota, Metazoa, Porifera, Demospongiae, Suberitida, Halichondriidae. The transcript has 13 exons. Gene Ontology annotation, biological process: glycolipid biosynthetic process. Bases 1 to 1236 code for a protein of 411 amino acids. Gene Ontology annotation, cellular component: mitochondrion; lipid droplet; plasma membrane.
AUGGAAGCUGAGGAUGCCCCAAGGAAAUACGACGUGAUUGUGUUUGGUGUUACUGGCUUCACAGGUCAGUUUGUUGCUGAAGAGCUUCAAAGAUUAGCUACAAGCGGAGGUCUCAAGUGGGCAGUGGCUGGGAGAAAUAAGAGCAAAGUUCAAGCUGUUUUAAAUGAGUCUGGUAUAGAGGGCAUUGAUGUGCUGGUGGCAGAUGUGAGUGAUCAGGACUCGUUGGAGGCCAUGUGUGCCGAUGCCACAGUCAUCAUCGACUGUGUAGGACCUUAUCAGCUCUAUGGUGAGCCAGUGGUGAAGGCUUGCAUCAGCCAAAAAUGCAACUACGUAGACAUCACUGGGGAGACAUUUUAUAUGGAGACAAUUGAGUCCAAGUAUGACCAGCAAGCUCGUGAUGCUGGUGUGUACAUUGUCUGCUCCUGUGGCUUUGAUUCCAUUCCCAAUGACAUGGGUGCCCUGAUGGUGCAGAAGUCAUUUAAUGGAGAUCUGGCUUAUGUAGAUAGCUAUGUGACCCUACAUGGGAGUAAUCUCAAUUUCAACACCGGGACAUGGGAAUCUCUGGUACGAGGCUUAAAUAACCAUAGCAAUCUGAUGAAGCUUCGCAAGAGAGUCAAUUUACCUCCACUCGCCCUCCCAGCCUACCAACCCCCACCAAGGAAGUCACUCUUCUACAGUGAAUUUGUCAAACGUUGGUGUGGGCCAUUUCAGGGAUCUGACAGGGCUGUGGUUUACAGAAGCAUGAGGUAUCGUCAAGAGAAUGAGGGAGUCAGUUCAUUCAAGUUUCGACCCUACAUAAGUUUUACCUCAUUUUGGCAAGCCAUUGGGACAGUGAUACUCUUCAUUCCGGUUAUCAUCCUCACCAUGACUAACUGGGGCAUUAAAUUGCUAAUCAAGUAUCCAAAAUUCUUCAGUGCAGGGCUGGCCCAAACUCCAAAGAGAGAAGACCUUGAUGGCCUGAGCUUCUCUGUGACUCUUGAAGGUUACGGAUACUCUCCUGGUGCUGAAAAAACAGCUGCCCCUGACUCGAGGGUCACUGUGAAAGUUAGUGGAGGAGAUCCUGGUUAUGGAGCUACUUCUGUCAUUCUGGUACAGUCUGCUCUGUGCAUUGUGAAUGAGAAGGAAUCACUACCAGCAAGUGGUGGUGUCUACACUCCUGCUGCUGUGUUUGGAAACACCAACCUCAUCCAGAAUCUCAAUGAUACUGGGAAAGUCAAGUUUGAAUUAGUGGAGUGAACAUAACUGAAAUCCUCACUGUGAUUGUAGAAGUACAGUUUAAUUAAUUUGUGAUCAUGUAGUGUAUGAUAAAUAAUUAUUUGUUUG